UAUUAGACCAAGCGAUGUCGCAUGCUCAUUAUUAUGUAAAGGAAGAAGUAAGAAACGCUAGGAACAGGCGUCGCUUCAGACAACUAGCAAGAGAGGUCUGCGGUGAAGUUUUUGACAUACCAGAAGACAACCGUGUUUUAUUUGCAUACCAGAAGCAUCAUGGCAAAGAAACGUUGAUUGGGGAAAUCAGUUUUCAAAUUGCUGAUGAAAAGUUGACAUCACCAGGAAUAACAUUUGAUUCGGAGUAUUUUCAUCAGGUGACAUUUAUGUUUGUGAAGUAUGAUUUCCAAGGAAUGGGAAUUGGGCAGCGGUUAUUUUCAAAAUUAAUGAAAAUUAUUGGAGAGAAGUCUGUUCGACCUAUUCGAUUGCAAAGUGCAGAGAAAGCUGUAGGCUUCUUUGAGAAAAUGCAAUUUGUGUGCCAGGGUGAACCCAUUGAAAGUCUAUGUGGUGUAAACUUGUUUCGAUUCAUGUACAACAUGGAACGACCUUCUGGAUAUCUUACUUGUGAUUCAACUAAUGAUUUAUAAAUGAUGUCGAUCA
This is a messenger RNA of Ylistrum balloti, 540 nucleotides long. RefSeq lists its product as uncharacterized. The transcript has 2 exons. NCBI's taxonomy places the organism in Eukaryota, Metazoa, Mollusca, Bivalvia, Pectinida, Pectinidae. The record is from RefSeq and is a predicted model, not a curated record. Bases 15 to 527 code for a protein of 170 amino acids. Gene Ontology annotation, molecular function: acyltransferase activity, transferring groups other than amino-acyl groups.